Molecule: messenger RNA, 693 nt
Organism: Drosophila subpulchrella
Lineage: Eukaryota; Metazoa; Arthropoda; Insecta; Diptera; Drosophilidae
Exons: 3
Coding region: 6-575 (189 amino acids)
Source: RefSeq, a predicted model, not a curated record
GCGAAAUGAUAACCUCUAAUUUGCUUUUAACUAGAAUCGGUAUACUACUUUUGGGUAUACAUUUGGCAGGGGCAGCACGAAAAUGGGACUAUGAGCCUAUAUCACUGGCCGCAACCUCUUCGGAUGAAAGUAAGGCCAAGAUUAACCUGAAAAUCGAUCGUCUGGGGCGUGCAGAAUGGGGGAUGUCCGGCACCAUAGAGUGGAAAUAUGAUAUGAAUUUAGAAUCUAUGGUGGAGGCCACUGCUUAUCGCAGUAGUUCGGGCGAUGAGAAUGACUACAAGCUGUUACCUUGGUCAAUUCCCAAACAAAAAUUCUAUGAUUACCUCAAUACCUACUACAAGGAUGUGAUCAUAAAAAACCUGGGCCACUGUUCCAACCUUCCGAAAUUUGAGGGAAAAUUUCAGCCUCCCUGGCCACAGAACACCUAUAAGUUCGACAAGUGUAAGGUCGAUGGUGAUGGACUACCGGAUGUCGCACCACCCGGAUAUUACAAGAUUUUAUUUACCCAAUUUGGUUCUGGACAGCCUACAUGGGGUUUUACGGCGAUUUUUAAGCUGACAGCCAAAGUAUUUUAGAUUGGUACAUGUUCAAGGAUCGAGAAAAUUCAAUAUUUUUUAUUUCAUUAAUAAGAUCCAAUAUUUUUUUAUUUCAUUAAUAAAUAAACUAAUUCACCCAAAAAUUUGAGAAAAUUAA